This is a messenger RNA of Plasmodium knowlesi strain H, 3387 nucleotides long. Its product is annotated as conserved Plasmodium protein, unknown function. The coding region runs from base 1 to 3387 and encodes 1128 amino acids. The transcript has a single exon. The record is from RefSeq and is a predicted model, not a curated record. NCBI's taxonomy places the organism in Eukaryota, Apicomplexa, Aconoidasida, Haemosporida, Plasmodiidae.
AUGAAGGGGAGCUUACUCAUUGUUUUUGUCGCCCUGUUAACGUCUUCCUUCUGCUUCCUUCUUAAGGAGAAGAGUGGUUUAUUAGGGUUCACGAGGAACAACUCCAUCGGGGGGAGAGCAGUUAAGGGUCGGGGUAUUGGAAGGAAGUUCAGAACUAGAUGGAGGGAACAGCAGGUGUGUGACAAUGGGGGGGAGCUCCAAGAGGGAGUUGUGGCUACGCACGACAGUGGUAGUGAACUUAUGCAGGGGGAGUCCCUAGGUCAAGGACCUCCCAAAGAGGAAACUCCCGAUCCGAAAAGGAAGAAAUUUCUGAAUGCGCAGAAAGAAGACGAGUACUACCACCUGUAUCUGCACCACAUAUACAAAAAGGUAAAACUUAUUAAGAAACAAAAGUAUUUGUACAACCCUACCAAGUACGAAUCUGUAAGAUCCUAUAUCAAGAGGGAGUUGAAAGAAUGCCUCGAUUUAAACACAGCCGCGUAUCUGUUCAAGGCAACUGAAUAUUAUGCGAAGGGCAUGUUGGAUGUCUCUGUGUAUGUCAGCGAAGUGGUGAACCUCCUCAGUUUCUUCACUUUUAACGAUAAGUGCAAUUUGGAGGGUGAUGAGCGGGGUGGCGAGAGUGUAGGUGUAACUGGCGAGAGUGUAGGUGUAACUGGCGAGGGCGAUGUGGGUGAUGAGCAGGUGGUGGUGGAUGCCAACACGGAGCAGAUCCUCAAGGGAAAUGUGAAGAAGGGGAAAACGAAAAUAAGCAAGCUAAUGCAGAAAGACGAGAAGUACAAAUCCUUCUGCUUGUUCUUCACCCGGCUAGUAGACUCGGUAAGUGGGUUGUUCUGUUGCAUUGGAAAAAGAAGCAAAAGAGAAGAAAUUAUCACCUACCUAAAGAAGUCCAACUUAACGAACAAGUGGCACAAUUACACUGCGGAUGACCUAAAAUUGGAUACCAAUUUUAUGAUAUACGUAAUUAGGCUGAUGAAAUAUAAGGAUGCCAAUUACCUGUGCUCCUUGAGACGCCUGAAGGAGUACACGGUGGAACAAAUCAAGGAUAUAUUCCUCCGCUGUAUGCGAGACGGUUUGCUUGAUUUGGAUUACUUGAUCAUUCUGCAGUCGGAGUUCUUGGCCCGCGAAAGUUACACAGGGGAAGUGGCUUCUAGCAUCUUUGCUCCGUCAAAGGAAGGUGGUGGUAUCUCCAAGGUGGAAACACAAAUUAAGCACGAGCAUCUGCGGAAGUUAGAGCAGAAUUAUGAAGCACUCCUCAAGAAGUACACCUCCAAAGAGAAGGAGGAGAAAAGGGGCAAGCUCAGUGAGGAUCAAAUUAAAAAUAUCAUUAACGAUAUUUUAGAUAGAAAUUUAUUUCUUUCUAAGGGAGGUUUAGACAAGAAAGAUAAAAUGCAUACUAAAAUGAAUACUAAAAAAAAAAAAAAAAAAAACAACCAAGCUGAGGAAAACUUAAUCCGCAUGGACCUACAUGAAGUGGAAGUAGAGCGAUUACAAGAGGUAAUUAAAAAGUGGUGUGGUGACGCCACGAUGAGUAUGAAUAAUUAUAAGAGUGUAAUAAAGCGUAUGAACAAGAUCCUCGAUUUACACAACGUGAAUGUUGUUAUUCAUUUGAAGAACCGCAAGGAUAACGAAGUCGUACAGGCAGAAACGCAGGAAGGUACCCAGAAAGUCGGAGCUAACUGUAGUGACACUGUGGAUGACGCCUUUACCGUUAGGGACAUACGAAGUAGUAGAGAUAGGAAAGGAGGAGAAAUGGAAUAUGUGGACAAGAAAGUCGAUCUGUCAGAUAUCUCCCUCUCAAAAUUGAAGAAAUACAUAACAUACAGAAAGGAACUGGAAAUGAAAAAAAAAAAUGAAGAAAAUAUAGUAAAUGAGAAAGAUGGUGGAAGGAAAUGUAGCAAGGCGAAUCCAGAGGGUUCGUCCAAAAGAGACCAGGAUGUUCUGAAAUACUUCGACGUGACGCAAAAACAAGAUUCGGUUAUUUUUGAAAUGAACGAUUUUAUUUUAGAAAGGGAGAAUUCUUUGGCACCUUUCCCGCAGGGGGGGCAACCCGUUGUGGGGGCUUUUCCGGGGGAAGUGCCAAGGGAGUUGGAACACGGGGAGGAAGACAAUCUCGAGGGCGAAUGGGAUGACAACCUUUUCCCAGAGGAGGAAGACCAGGACGAUGAAGAAGUGGGAGAGGAAAGUGAAGUAGAUGUGGAGGAAGAAGAAACUGUUAAAGGAGAAGAAGUGAACAAUGACGAUGGUCAUGACUAUAGUGAUGUAGAUGAUCUCUUCCCGGAGGACGAUGAUGAAAGUGAUGAGGAUGAGAGAGAGGAAGGUGAAGUGCAGAAAGAUGACGACGAUGAUGAGGAUGACGACGAUGAGGACGAUGAUGACAAUGACGAUGGUGACGACGAUGAGGAAAUGCCCCCUCGAGCGAAGAAGGCAAAAAUCAACAAGCACAACAACAGCAUAGCGGAGAAGCUGCGGAUGCAUCUGCACACACGAGGGAGUACCAAAAGUAAGCACACUUUUGAAAAUGUGUUUCCAAGAAACUUCGAAGAGAAAAUGGAUCUUCUGAUGGUUAUAUUGAAGGAGGAGGACAAGGAGAAAAAGAAGGUGAUCGUGUGUGCGGAUGAGGAAGAGAGGAACAUGAUUCGGAUGAAGUGCACAUUGGAGGGAGUCGAAUAUGAACAGAUUAUUAGCGUGCUAAAGAAUAUAAAGAGGUACAUAGAAAAGGGGGGCAAUUUACGCAACGUAUGUUUCGUUUUGAUGGACGAGAUGGCGAGCACACUGGAGCUCCGCAGAGUAUGCAGUGGAUUGUCCGAAAGGGGUGAUGUCAUCAGCGAUGAAAAGAAAGGCAAAGAAAUUGGAAGCAAAAAUGGCAAGGGUGACGAACACAGUGAUCAUGGUAGCCUCAGCGACGGAGAUAGCGAACGUGGCGUCCAGAAUGGCGUGACCAUCUACCAUUUUGCAAAGGAAACCCCCAAGGCAAUUGCCUUGAAAAAGCUCUUCCACACGAUUGUUAACGGAGAAGAUAAUAUUAUGCUUUACCUGAAGAGCAGGAAGGACGGGGGUGACAGAACCCGCCAAGCGGCUAAAGAGAGGAAAAACAACCAGACGGGCAAAAGAAAUCACAGUGAUGUCUUCGUCCCUUACCGGAAGAGGGUUCGCAAGAAGAAGCUUUCCAAGAGCGAGGAGAAGUGGUUGGCCUUCAGAAGAAGGACGCUGAAAAAAAUCGACGAGAUGAAGCAAAAGGCGCAUCUAAUUAAGAUGCGGAAAAUGAAAAAACGGGAUCAAAAGGUCCAAAGGGUCAUUACCAAGUUGAAGUCCCGGUCCAAGUUGAAGUCCCGGUCCAAGUUGAAGUCGCGGUUGAAGCCGAACAAAGUGGCAACAAAAAAAAAGUAA